Trichechus manatus latirostris (Florida manatee) is the source of this 2885-nucleotide messenger RNA. RefSeq names its product RNA binding motif protein 15B (gene RBM15B). The record is from RefSeq and is a predicted model, not a curated record. Lineage: Eukaryota; Metazoa; Chordata; Mammalia; Sirenia; Trichechidae. The coding region runs from base 1 to 2556 and encodes 851 amino acids. Gene Ontology annotation, molecular function: mRNA binding. Gene Ontology annotation, biological process: regulation of alternative mRNA splicing, via spliceosome. The transcript is spliced from 3 exons. Gene Ontology annotation, cellular component: nucleus.
AUGGCCUUUCCUGAAGGCGCUGCAGCCCAGAUUCGGCCCCGCGGGCCGCGUGGUGGCGCCAAAGCGCACUGCUGGACCCCUCUUACCCACUGGCCUCGGGGUCACGUGGUACAGGCGGUGCAGCCCGAUGACGCAUGCCCGGCGCGGUUUCCUCCCCGCCUGCCACGAGGUCACGCCUCCGGGGACCCGGGAGCCUCGGGCGCGUCACCCCGCGCGUCCCCGCUGCCACCGCCGCCGCCACCGCCUGGAGCCGAGCCUACGGGCCCUGGUUCGUCGGCGACCGCGCCCGAAUACAAGACGUUACUCAUCAGCAGCCUGAGUCCCGCGCUGCCCGCCGAGCACCUUGAGGACCGGCUGUUCCAUCAGUUCAAGCGCUUCGGCGAGAUCAGCCUGCGCCUGUCGCACACCCCUGAGCUGGGCCGCGUGGCUUACGUGAACUUCCGGCACCCACAGGACGCCCGCGAGGCCCGCCAGCACGCCCUGGCCCGCCAGCUGCUGCUCUACGACCGCCCGCUCAAGGUGGAGCCCGUGUACCUUCGGGGCGGCGGCGGUGGGAGCAGCCGGCGAAGCAGCAGCAGCAGUGCCGCCGCCUCCACACCGCCCCCAGGGCCACCUGCGCCCGCUGACCCCCUCGGCUACCUGCCCCUGCACGGAGGCUACCAGUACAAGCAGCGUUCUUUGUCCCCAGUAGCCGCCCCGCCACUACGGGAACCCAGAGCUCGCCACGCCGCCGCAGCCUUCGCCCUAGAUGCUGCUGCUGCAGCCGCUGCCGUAGGACUCUCGCGCGAGCGGGCCCUGGACUACUACGGGCUGUACGACGACCGCGGGCGCCCUUACGGCUACCCGGCAGUGUGCGAGGAGGACCUGAUGCCCGAGGACGACCAGCGGGCAACUCGCAAUCUCUUCAUCGGGAACCUGGACCACAGUGUGUCUGAGGUGGAGCUGCGGCGCGCCUUCGAGAAGUAUGGCAUCAUUGAGGAGGUGGUCAUCAAGAGGCCUGCGCGUGGCCAGGGCGGUGCCUAUGCUUUCCUAAAGUUCCAGAACCUGGACAUGGCCCACAGGGCUAAGGUGGCCAUGUCGGGCCGGGUUAUUGGCCGCAACCCCAUUAAGAUAGGCUAUGGCAAGGCCAACCCCACCACUCGCCUCUGGGUGGGUGGCCUGGGACCUAACACCUCACUGGCUGCUCUGGCCCGGGAGUUUGACCGCUUUGGGAGCAUUCGGACCAUCGAUCAUGUCAAGGGAGACAGCUUUGCCUAUAUCCAGUAUGAGAGCUUGGACGCAGCCCAGGCAGCCUGUGCUAAAAUGAGGGGCUUUCCCUUGGGUGGGCCAGACCGCAGACUCCGUGUGGAUUUUGCGAAAGCAGAGGAGACCCGGUAUCCCCAGCAGUACCAGCCCUCACCACUCCCUGUGCAUUAUGAGCUCCUCCCUGAUGGAUAUACCCGGCACCGAACCCUGGAUCCUGACCUGAGGGUGCGGGAUAGGACCCCCCCGCACCUCCUCUACUCAGACCGAGAGCGGACCUUUUUGGAAGGAGACUGGACUAGCCCCAGUAAGAGCUCUGACCGCCGAAACAGCCUGGAGGGCUACAGCCGCCAAGUGCGCAGCCGGAGUGGGGAGCGCUGGGGAGGAGAUGGGGACCGUGUCAUGCCCAAGCCCUGGGAAGAGAGGCGGAAGCGCAGGAGCCUUUCCAGCGACCGCGGGCGGACAACCCACUCGCCCUAUGAUGAACGGAGCAGGACCAAGGGUGGUGGGCAGCAGUUGGAGCGAGGCGCUGAGCGCACCCCUGAGCGCAGCCGCAAAGAGAACCACUCCAGUGAAGGGACCAAGGAAUCCAGCAGCAACUCUCUCAGCAACAGCAGGCAUGGAGCCGAGGAGCGGAGCCACCACCACCAUGAAGCUCCAGACUGUUCCCACGGGAAGAAGGCCAGAGACAGCGAGCGUAAUCAUCGGACCACUGAGGCUGAGCCCAAGCCGCUGGAAGAGCCAAAACAUGAGACCAAAAAGCUAAAGAAUCUUUCAGAGUAUGCCCAGACACUACAGUUGGGUUGGAAUGGGCUUCUUGUGUUGAAAAACAGCUGCUUCCCAACAUCUAUGCAUAUCCUAGAGGGGGACCAGGGGGUCAUCAGCGGUCUCCUCAAAGACCACACCUCUGGGAGUAAGUUGACCCAGCUAAAGAUUGCCCAGCGCCUUCGACUGGACCAGCCCAAGCUCGACGAGGUCACACGUCGCAUCAAGCAGGGGAGCCCCAAUGGCUACGCGGUGCUCCUAGCCACCCAGGCAGCCCCCGGUGGGCCUGGCACUGAGGGGAUGCACACGGUGGAGCCAGGCCUACAGAGGCGGCUUCUCAGGAACCUGGUCUCCUACUUGAAACAGAAGCAGGCCGCAGGGGUGAUCAGCCUGCCCGUGGGUGGGUCCAAGGGCAGAGACAGCACAGGCAUGCUCUAUGCCUUCCCGCCCUGCGACUUUUCACAGCAGUACCUCCAGUCAGCACUAAGGACAUUGGGCAAGCUAGAAGAAGAACACAUGGUGAUAGUUAUAGUAAGAGACGCUGCCUAGCCCAGAUGUAUCUUUUCUGACUCCCUGUUUGUGUCACAAAAGCAGUUAUUUUAAAGUCUUGUCCUCUCCCUACUCUAUGCCCUUGGUUUAAAUUCUCUGCUGGGUUAUUUUGGUUCAUCUGGCGGGGGAGGGGGGCAGAGGUCCUGUUCACCACCAAAACUAAAUUUCUAGGUUCUGUUUUUGUUCGUUUUACAGCCAUGAGAAGGGACGCCUGUUAUGUUGAUUUCUAGUGUACGAGAUUCUGUCUGCUGUGUCCUGUAUUUUUUUAUAUUUCAACUAACUGUAUGGAAAGUUGUCAGUAAAGCCUUUGUCAGAAGAUGGAUUUUUAA